AUGGAGAAAGUGGAUAACGAGGAGAAUGGGGAAAAGGAAGGAGAGCGAGCGAGCGAGCGAGAGAGAGAGAGAGAGAGAGAGGGAGCUGCAGCAGCAGAUUCUGGAGCAGUGGCAAGUGUGUGGGGUCACGAGGGUCGAGUUCGGACUGAGGGAGGGGAGGGAGGGAGGGUAGCCAUGGCGUUCAGCAGCUGCACCUCGUGCAUUUCUUGCGCACUAGUGCCUGCCAUAGCUCAGAAUGGCCAAUUUCAGGACUUACACGCAUUCUUUCCUGGUUCUUGCUCGACGACUGCCCCUGGAGUGGCAAGAGGGCCAAGGUCUCUACGAAUCUGGGCACGGGGAGGGAAGAGUAUGCCUCCGAAGCAAGGCAGAGGCUACAAUUCCAAGAAGGCAUCGGCACAGGGAGUUCAGAAGCGAAUGAGCAACAGAGAUUUGGACCAAGAAGGAUGGGUACAAGUUGCCGAGAAGGAUGACCUGACCGAGGGCAAGAACAAAGCCAUUUUGCGAGACAACGAAGGGUAUGUCUUGGUGCAGAGGGGAUCAUUGCUGUACACUAUCAAGGCAAACUGCACCACCUGCCAGUUUCCUAUGAUUGACGGCAAGGUGGAGCUCGUCGGCGAGGGAGACGAUCUGACGAUCGAGUGCCCCCUCUGUCAUUCCAAGUUCUCCGUGGUCGAUGGCGAGGUUGCCGAGUACUGCCCCAAGGAUGGCCCCUUGCAAUGGUUCGUCGGCACGCUCAAGUCCAAGACGGAACCGAUGGCCGCAAAGGUGUACCCGACGCGGAUGUCCAACUCCGGGCGAAUCUACGUGAAAUUCAUCGGCGGCAUGUGACACGCUCCGCCGUCGCCGUCGCCGUCGAUUGCCCACGUCACCGACUGGCACGGGUCCUCUCUCUCUCUGUCUCUCUCUCUCAAAGCACAGUAGGAGGACGAGGCGCUCAGUGAGCCGCGCCAUGCCGCGGGCGGCCCGGCGCCCUCCGUCCUAGAGGACGUUAGAACUUGAAACUUGAAAUUUGAAUUCUUCGGGCGCGGCCCCGGAGCAUAACGUGUACCAUACUGACUCAUGGAAGGAAGGAAGCGAAAGAAAUG
Marchantia polymorpha subsp. ruderalis is the source of this 1085-nucleotide messenger RNA. Lineage: Eukaryota; Viridiplantae; Streptophyta; Marchantiopsida; Marchantiales; Marchantiaceae. The record is from the annotation of a GenBank genome assembly.